Molecule: messenger RNA, 1273 nt
Organism: Nematolebias whitei (Rio pearlfish)
Lineage: Eukaryota; Metazoa; Chordata; Actinopteri; Cyprinodontiformes; Rivulidae
Gene: mul3
Product: mitochondrial ubiquitin ligase activator of nfkb 1-A
Exons: 4
Coding region: 1-816 (271 amino acids)
Biological process (GO): protein ubiquitination; organelle organization
Molecular function (GO): ubiquitin-protein transferase activity
Source: RefSeq, a predicted model, not a curated record
AUGGGCGACUCUCCUAUAAACCCUCUGGUUCUGAUCGGUGUCGGGUCCAGCUUCGCCUUCUCUGGUCUGUUUUAUCAUCUGUACCAGGAAAAGAAGAAAGAAGUAACGAGGCUGAGGGAAAUACCUGUUUUCAGACCAGACCAGCAUUUUGUUAAAGUUCUGACCUCCACUCCCUACAAGCGGCUCCAGUAUGUUGCUGUUGAAGGUGUGGUGCAGGCUGAUGAUAAACCUCUGGCCAGUCAGUUUGUUCCUCGGUGCUCUGGUGUGAUUCAGAAGAUCGUCACAGAGGAGCAGUGGAAGUACUUAAACCACAUCACCAGGACUUGGAAAUGUCGAACAGAAAACAAGAAGGAGACCAACAACUCUGUGCCCUUCAGUCUGGUCAGCCCUGGCUCUUACGUGCCUGAUGUUUAUGUGAGGGUCCAAACCCCCCUGGAGGCCUCGGGGAGCUUCCUGGAGACGGUUUAUUCCAAAGUGAGGCGUGCUGAGGAGGGGCUGGUGGACGUAGUGUUGCAGGGUUUGAGUGGUGAGAAACCAGUAGCUGUGGUGGAGAGCGAGGAGAUGCUGCGAGUGGGGAGCAGCCUGACGGGGUUCGGGGAGGUGGUGCUGGAGGGGGGCCAGGUGGUGAGACUGCAGGCCCCACAGGACGGCCGCAAGUACAUCCUGGUGCCCAGCGACUACAGGAGCUUCAUGGACAGGCACGAAGCUUCAGCCAGCAUGUGGAAGAUGCUGACGGCCGUGACGGGGCUCACCGGAGCUGGUCUUCUAGCCGGACUCGUCUACGACUUCACCGCAAGGCAGGACAGGUCCAAGUAGGCGAGAAGCUCAGUCCAAACCAGAGGUGUCUCCUCAAGCUUCCAUGAAAUGAGUUGGAUGCAAACAUAAAGGAUCUUUCCUACAAUCAGUCAUGAUUCAUGAAAAUCAAUGUGAUGAGUUUCAUGAAAACACCUAAAUACAUUUUUUAUAAAUUACAAAAUGUGAAACGACAGAUGUUUUUACACGCGCUGUUCUUUAAACAUUAAAUAUCAAAAUCAGAACCUUUAAAUUAAACACACCAAAAAACAUCUGAACUGGAAACAUACUGGUUAGGGUUAGACGUUUUGAUGAAAUCUUUGCAGUAUUUUGUCCCUCUGAGCUCCGGUACUCGACAACGAAGGGCAUUAAGAUCGAACACAAGCAGCUUAGAAACAAGAGCAAAAUUAAACUGGUUGAAUGUGAAGAUGAUGGAAAAUGUAUAAAACUCUAACUUUAUAAUCACUUUGAUGCAGAAAUU